UGUUUUCAGAGUAAUGACGCACGAUGUACUGUGUGGUUGCACACUAGAUUUGACCCGAAUGUUUCUCUCUGAUCAAAUAAGCAUCGCGCGGAAAUGGACUCCUUGGACUUGAUCGGGAACGGAGUUUAUUCCCAAAUUUCAAUAACAAAGACUUUUCUCUUUCACUGCUUUAAUCGCCUCCGUUACAUACACAUAUAGAGUCUAGACACACACAUUGAUGGACAUUGGAGAGAGUUCAACUGCAAUGGCCAGCUGUGCCUUGGAAGGAGGCUGUCCCACCGAUUAUCUUGCCAUCUCCUUAUCCCUCCUCUCCAUCAUCUUGCUUCUCACAUGGUCAACUUUACCGUUGCUAAUUCACAAGGUCCCUUGUCCUAGAGGCAGUAGCUUUUGGCUCCCAGCAAUUCAAGUUUUUGCCAGCUUCAACCUUCUGCUAUCAAUUGUGAUGUCCCUCAAUUUCCUGAAAUUUCGAAGGAGGCAUUGGUGGCAAUCUUGCUAUGUUUGGGCUGUCUGGGUUGAAGGUCCACUGGGAUUUGGUUUGCUGUUGAGCGGUCGCAUUGUACAGGCUUUCAAACUAUAUUACAUAUUUGUCAAGAGACGAUUACCACCUAUCAGAUCAUAUAUUUUUCUUCCAUUGAUUCUCGUUCCUUGGAUUGCUGGUUCUGCAUUAAUUCAGUUGAAGAAACCUCUAAAUCAUCGGUGCCACAUGGGGACUCGGUGGAUCAUCCCAUUUGUUUGCCUCCAUGCAGUGUAUGUUGCCGCUUUGGUUGGUUUUACAGGAGCCAUUCAUCAUAUAGAGUUCAGGUUUCAUGAACUCAAAGACCUCUGGCGUGGAAUACUUGUUUCCUCUUCUUCCAUUGGAAUAUGGAUUACUGCUUACAUUUUAAAUGAAGUACACGAAGAUAUUGCAUGGCUUCAAGUUGUCUCCAGAUUUCUGCUGUUAGUGAUGACAAGUGUACUUGUACUGGCUUUCUUCUCUAUAUCAAGUUCCCAACCUCUGCUCUCUCAAAUGAGUUUGAAGAAAAAGGAACCUCGGGAAUUUGAGACAAUGGGCCAGGCUCUGGGCAUACCUAAUAGUGGGCCACUGUUACAAAUGGAACCAAAUCCGGUUAUAGAUCCUAAUGAACCUCUCGAUAGGCUUCUUCUAAACAAAAGGUUUCGUCAAUCCUUCAUGGCAUUUGCAGACAGUUGUCUGGCUGGGGAGAGUGUGCAUUUUUAUGAUGAAGUGUAUGAACUUGAUAAGAUACCUGUUGAUGAUUCUGUAAGAAGAAUUUAUAUGGCACGUCACGUUAUUGAGAAGUACAUAAUUGCAGGUGCAACAAUGGAGGUGAAUAUAUCUCACAGAAGCCGACAAGAAAUUUUGACCACUCUUGAUCUGGCACACCCUGAUCUCUUUAAGAAUGCACUGUAUGAGCUAGUGCAGUUGAUGAAAAUGAAUUUGGCAAAAGAUUACUGGUCAUCCAUGUUCUUCCUGAAGUUAAAAGAAGAAAUUAGUAUGAGUACAGUUGGUCACGAGCUGGAACAGGUGACUGGUUGUAACUUCUCGCCUAGGUUGAGUGCUGUUCAUGGUGUCGAUGAUCCUUUUCACCAAGAACAUCCUUCGAAUGACUCUGGCUGCAAUAGUCAUGAUUCAGACCUGCAAUGAAAUGAGAACUGUCAACAUUUCUGCUGAUUCUAUAGAUUUUUGUUCACGCUGUUGCAAUUUAGCGGCUAUAAAGAGGUUCCUCCACAAGAUGGCAUGGAAAUCAAUUUCUUAACAAGGAUAGGAGAAGAGAUGGAAAUUAAUGGUACCUGCAGAUAUGGAGAAUUUUGUGUUUAACAUCUGUAUAGAUUGAUCAUAUAGCUUACUGUAGCUGGUCCAAACUCACAGUUUUAAGUGCCUUGAUCACGAAAUUGGGAUAGUGUGCUGGUUUCUGUUCCAACAUCUAAUUUGGACCUUGUCAGUAGUAGCAGCUGCUGUCUCUUGCAAAUCAAAGUGUAGUGCCCAUCCUUGAGACCAUUGCAGCACCCUCCUUUUUUCAUUUUAUUUUUUAUUGAGGCUGGUGUAGCAUGAAUAUUCAAAGAUUAAUACAUCAUGGAUGGGCGUGCAUUGGCCAAACAUAGGGAAAGUUUUGGUUGGAUCUUUUGGAUUGAGGCCAGGAUGAGAGGAAACAAUUGAUUCACAGUUCUGUUACUCUUCUAGCAGCAAUCUCUAUCGACGUGCUGAAGUAGAAGGAUUUUCGGUGGCAGCCUCUCUUUUGAUUGAGUGAUCGAGAAAAAAUCCCACGGUCACUUUCUCUGACUCCCCUGCCUGGUGUUUUCCUCCUCCUUUUACACUAGCAUUGGUUGUUUGGGACACAUGAGAAUGUAAUGUUGUAUCAAUAUUGAUAAAGGCUAACGAUUGGCGAUUGCUAUAAUAUUUCACAGUUGUGCUCAGUAUUGAGGUAUCAUAAUGUCUUUGUUUCUUCACUA
This is a messenger RNA of Cornus florida, 2448 nucleotides long. RefSeq names its product regulator of G-protein signaling 1. The coding region runs from base 218 to 1642 and encodes 474 amino acids. Lineage: Eukaryota; Viridiplantae; Streptophyta; Magnoliopsida; Cornales; Cornaceae. The record is from RefSeq and is a predicted model, not a curated record. The transcript is spliced from 11 exons.